Molecule: messenger RNA, 1218 nt
Organism: Aspergillus steynii IBT 23096
Lineage: Eukaryota; Fungi; Ascomycota; Eurotiomycetes; Eurotiales; Aspergillaceae
Exons: 7
Coding region: 1-1218 (405 amino acids)
Source: RefSeq, a predicted model, not a curated record
AUGGGCUGGGCUGGUGCUCGGAACCUGUUCCUGUGCCUGAGCCUGGCAAAGUGUGAUUUUAUUUUCGAUGAUUCUAUUUUUCUGCUUUAUACAGGACAGGAAGACAUGGCUGCCACCGACGACUUCACGAUAGAGGCCUUCACCCUGCUGGCUCUCGCCAUCGUCACCAUCGCCGUGCGCAUCGUCGCCCGCUGUCUCACUGUCGGGGUGAAGAACUUCCAACUAGACGAUUACUUGAUGCCGGUGGCUGGGAUAGUCUACGGCUUCGAAACCGCCGCCGCAUACUGCGUCGGUGCCUGGUGGAAAGGCCUCGCCAACAACGCCAUGACAGACCAGCAGCGUCUGGCCCUGGACCCGGCGUCCGAGGAGUUCUCGCUCAGAGUCGGCGGCAGCAAAACGCAGGUCGUGGGCUGGAGUCUGUACACGACGCUGCUGUGGCUGCUGAAGGCUUGUAUGGCUAUUUUCUUUUCCAGAGUGGCGGCCGGCCUCGUCAACAUGACCAUUCGCAUUCGUCUUGCUUACCUUUUCGUCGCGGCCACUUAUAUUGCAGUCAUCUGCUCGAUUCUUUUCGGCUGCCACCCCAUGAGCAAGAACUGGCAGAUCUAUCCCGACCCGGGGAACUAUUGCCAGCCGGCUGUCUCGCAUAUCGACGUCUACGUGACAGUGACGUUGAAUGUCGCGACGGAUGUAUAUUUGAUUUCGAUCCCGACGCCAAUGCUAUUCAAAGCGCGUCUCCCCUGGCGCGAGAAACUCGAACUCCUCGUCCUCUUCAGCGGCGGCAUCUUCGUCAUGGCCGCGGGAAUCCUCCGAUGCGUGCUCAUCGUCACCGCCGGAGCCAACGGCGCCCAACAAGCCGGCAGCUGGGCCUGUCGCGAGACCUUCGUCGCCGUGAUCAUCGGCAACGCGCCCAUGAUCUAUCCCCUGUUCCGGCGCAUGGCGCGUCGUGCGGGCUGGUACAUCAGCACGACGUAUGGGCACGGCGGGAACACGUCGCAGUCGUAUCCUCUUUCGGAGGGCGAUGGCAAGCAGGCGAGUCAUGAUGCAGAGUCGACGGCGCAGAGUCGGAAGAAGAAGUUUAGGCAUCCGUUGUCGAUUCCGGAUACGCAGUGGGGGGAGUGGGAGAGGUUGAGUGGUGAUGGGGAUGAGAAGGAGGGGAUUACAGUGGUGAGGGAGACGAUUGUGAGGAGUAAAGAUAGGAGGGACAGUAGUAUCUUAUGA